UGGAGAUACAUAAACAGGAAAAUAUUGCACAUAUCUACUUGGGAACUAAAAAACGUUUUGAAAAAAAAACAAGAUUUGUUUUUAGUUUUAAGAGAUCUAAGACAAGUUCAUACACAUCCUUGGUUUUUAUGCUUACCCAUAGGACGAACAAGUGCGAAACGUAUAUCGUCAGCAUUACCAAAAGCUAAUAAAAGUGCGUAACUACGGUGAGAGCAUCUUAAGUAGAUACAAUUGAGAAACAAUAUCCUUCUGUAACAGACGCACGUAUAAGCCAUGACAAGGGAAAUACUUCUACUCUAUGUGCUGUUUUUGGUCGAAUUCGCCGAGGCAUCAAAUGCAGUUAAUAUGGCGGGUGUUCCAGAAUUGGAUCACCAAAACGUUAUAGAAAAUAGCUCUUUACCUGAAUGCAAGUUCAAUGUAACCCACUCGAGUAUGCGGGUCUUCAGGUCAAGAUUAGAAGUAUAUGAUGUAGUUUUCAUAAGAUUUCGGAUCCGCUUCCUAAAUUCAACCGUCAAGAACAGUACUUUACCUGGCGUUUUUAAGCCUGACCUAUGGGUGUGGACCUAUCGCCCUCCGCGAGGAAAUUAUUCCUACCUCAGCUGGAACUUGGAGUUUGGAUUUCUGAGCUUUUCCAUUCUUGAUACUAAAACGGCCGCAUUACAUGACAUUGGCUUUACGACGAAACAAAGCAAAUGCUCGGUCACGUUUGGGAGUAAUGCAACAACAAAAAGUAUAACAGAUUCACUAAUGGAGAUUCUUCAUGUUUUUGAACAUGGUCUUCCAAAGUAUCAGACCAACUACAUAUGCUACCUAUCAGAAGUUCCUGGUAUCAGAAGUUCCUUCGCUUACAAAGCCGGGCUCUACUUAAGUUUUCCUGUCACAUUCAUCAACUACAAAUGUUGCACAUAUGCGUUCUCAUUUUAUGAAAUGCAGUUUCGUAGGUUCUUGUGCAACACAUUCGUUGAUAAAUGGCAACUGUUGACACAUGGUCCAUAUUUCAUUGGAAUAAUUCUUCUGUUGUUUGCUCCUAUAUUUCUGUUUGCGGUUUGUGCGUGCAUUUCUAAAGACAGUCAGAUAAUCCCGAAGCAUGUCGAAAUGGAACCGCUUCUAUCAACAGAAACACCCGAGCAAGAUAAUUGGAUUUACCUUGAUGGAGACUCCCCUGUAACAGUCUUAGACGUAUUGUCACAGCCCCUCAAUUACUUAAGACGGAAACAUCCAAUCUUAGAUUCACGUCUCCGACGUUUGAUUUGCGUAUGUUGUGCACCUAUGCUUAUCUAUUUAAAACUAUAUAUGUUUAAAGAUGGAUAUGUUUUUUCAUAUCAUAAAACCCUCACGAGAAUUUCCGUCAGAGAGCUGGUCAAAUUUGGUCAACCAAUAGGGCUUCUUGCUCUAUAUGGCGAUACGUCAGACAUGAGUAAAACAUUUGUCCCUAUUUUAGGUGGUCCAAUUGGUGUCAUAGCAAUUUACUUUUCACUAGCCCUCAUUUUGAUAGUUUGUCCUAAAAGUUUAAAGCAAAUCGUACAAAAUGGCCUACCGCGACAAAGCGAUGUUUCACCCUUGUUUUACGGCCUAGAGGAGAUAUCUAGGUCAGAUGUGUGUUAUCGUACCCCGUACGAAGGGUUUAAAAGAGCAUCAGAAAUUUGCAAGCAAAAGGUUUACUUACUUAUUACAACUGAUCAAUGGAAAAAGGUAUUCAGCAUUCAAAGAAGGAGAUUUAAAAGUGGCCCCUGUCACCCGAGUUUGAUAAAAACAAUAACGAAACCACUGACGUUUUCAUUUAAAGUAAUUGUAUGUGUGUUUGAGUUAUUUAUUUACAUUCUAUAUUUUCUAUUCCCGUUAUUUACUUGUGGCGUAAUUAUGAUCAAAGGUACAGUUGUUACAUUAAUGGAAACUCGAAAUUCAUUUAAAAGACAUGGCAAUUCCGUCAGCAGCUCUGUAGUCUGUUUUUUUAUUACCGUCUUAGUUUUAGGGUCAGUCGUUGUUUUUGGUUAUUGCGUCUGUCUAGUGUUUCUUGAGAGUUUCAUCUACCUGACCCAAAUGGUUUUGUACUGUUUUGUAGCACUUGUUAUUUUACCGACCAUAGCAUUUGGCUAUCUUUUUUUCUUUGUGUCCCUCGUAUACUACUUCGCACAUUUAAUGAGAAACUUUGGAGACGGAUAUUCGCGACUUUUAGAGAUUGCUGUGAAGAAAUGUACUGAUCUAGAGAGAAUGAAAACUGUCCUAGAACUUAAAGAUGAAACAAUUGUCAUUAAGAAUGUUGAUUUUCACUUCAGAACUGUAAACGUAAAUGGAGAGGAAAUAGUUGUUCCAACAGAAACCCUAAUUAAAAUCCAAUCUCGAGUUAAUAAUGUACAAAUGGUGAAGCACAAAGAUCUCGCCCCUGGAAUUCCACGGGAAUUGUUCCAUAAAAUUGUUAAGGAAAUACGACCUGUAAAUGCGCAGAUGAUGAACUUCAUUGUCCACCUUACUAUUAUAAUUACUCUUAUAACAGUAACAUUGACUUUAGUAUCUAAGUUCAACUCGGGGUUUAAUACAGAUGAAUCGGAGGUGCUACACAUUGUUUUCACUGUGAUUGUUGGAUUCAUACCAAAACUGAUGGAAAUGUUUCUAAAAGGCGGAAGUGACGCAGGAAGGAGAGAGAUCGAGAUAAAACAGAUCGGCAAAAUCGUUGAGAAGUUCUGGGAAAUUAGUGCUUGUACUUAAGAAUAACCUGAUUCCUGAGGAUUUAUAUCCAGACUAUUUAACACUUACUUACCGCUGAAAUGGUAAUGAAUAAAGAUGCACUAUUACUCCCAAAUAAUAUUUAACACAGUAAAUACAAUUGUUUUGAUAUACCCAAAAGGAUGAAGAAAUGUCGAAAACAUUGGUUCUUAUGAAGGCAACCGUGUUUAAUUGAGAAGAAAUGUGCAGAAAAUAAGGUAUUUCUACCUUAUGAGACCAUAGUAAAUGGCAAUAAAUCUUUUAGCAUUCACCAAUCAUUUAAUAUUUUAGCGUUUUCAGCUAUUGAAUAGACAGUUUAAAUAUUUGUUAUUAAUAUUUUCUAUUAAUGCAUAAUUUAGUAAGUAGUUGUGGGUGUAUCACUCAAAAUUUAUGUAUGUUUACCUGUGUAUGUAUUUAUUGUGAAUAAGAGUGCCACUUUAAUUGAUUCGAUGUUGAUGAAGGUAUGCUAAAUUGUGCUUUGUCGUACUUGAAUCUUAGCUUUUAGUUAGCUCUUGGUAGCUAAGUGUUGUCAAAAUAGUUUGAAAUUGACAAUGAGUUUGACCCCAAUAGACUUACAAUGUGGCUUUGGAGAGACAGAAACAUCCGAUUUAAUAUGUAAACAUGUAUUGUGGAUUUUGUAAAGUUUCGUUUUAAAUGAUUCUUGUAUAUAAGCAGGUCUAUGUUUUUGACUUCUUCUAAUUGAUCAGUCAAAAUUUAUAGUGGAUUUUUCGUCUUAUUUUAAGUGUGUUUUAUAUAUUUGCAGAAUUAUUCUUAUGAUACGCAUAUUAUCUUUUUGACUACAUCUAUUGCCACCGUAAAUUCUAUUGUAUUAUAAAAAAAUGUGUAACCUGUAGUUAAAAUGCUGAUAAAAUAUUGUUAACCAUUCAUGUGCUUUAAGUAAAUGUAUUUUGCACUUACUGGCCCCGUUUUCUCCAACAUUCGUACGACUCUUAUAACACGAUCACGCAUAGCUAUUUCUGCCUUGGUAUGAUAAAAGAAGUUAUGUAAGAUGAAUUAGUGCAAUCAUUUUGCUAAUCGAAAUAAGGUACCUUAACCUGUUUAGCUUACGAUGUUUGAAAAUUUGAAUCGUGUUUGUGUUUGUUUGUUCUUUUGAACCUUUGUGGUUUGCGAUAUGUAUUUGGAGCAACAGGCCCAUAAGCUAUGUUUUAAACAAUACCGUGUUAAAGGACACAAGGCUAACGCCUAGCAGACAUUGAGAGACAGACAAUCGAAAGCACAAACUACAUCCAUGUAUGUACAUGUUUUUUCUUUGGAUGUCAUUAUUCUUCUGAUCCCUUUACAAGAAGACAUCGAAAUAUCGACUAUAAUCGAUAUGACAUUAUUCAAGAUAUACCAAUAUCUUAGUAGGCUCAAGACAACAGUUAUCUGCCCCCCGUUGACCAAGAUCCGGAUGUGAAUACAGAAAAAAGAGUGAUUGUUUUCAGGUAUCAAUAUUUUAUUAAAGUUGAAUGAAAGAGAAGAAACGGGUGGCCUUUUUGCAUAGAGCUUAACACAAUUUGAAACUGUAUCGUAAAAAAUGAUAGUUUUCAGUGUAAAAAGGAAAAAUCAUUGCCUGUGGAACUAUGUAAAUUGGU
Molecule: messenger RNA, 4298 nt
Organism: Mya arenaria
Lineage: Eukaryota; Metazoa; Mollusca; Bivalvia; Myida; Myidae
Exons: 2
Coding region: 274-2706 (810 amino acids)
Source: RefSeq, a predicted model, not a curated record